Molecule: messenger RNA, 1152 nt
Organism: Cimex lectularius (bed bug)
Lineage: Eukaryota; Metazoa; Arthropoda; Insecta; Hemiptera; Cimicidae
Product: SPRY domain-containing protein 7
Exons: 5
Coding region: 173-769 (198 amino acids)
Molecular function (GO): protein binding
Source: RefSeq, a predicted model, not a curated record
AACCUCCGUCUCAAGGCAGUCGUUCGUUUUUGUUUGUGUUUUGGUUCCUCCUUUGACAAAACUCACAAAGGCAGCCGCCCUUUGACAAUCAAAGGGAUGGAACGAAAUGCGUUUUUGUAGAUUUGUCUCGUCGUUCUUCGCCUUUUAAACAGUAAAAGUCUUAAAGUUCGCCAUGGCUCUCGCCUCGAUCUGCUGCUUCAAGGCCUGCUUUGAAGGGACUGGCUUCACGCUGAAAACUGCUCCGGUUCGCAACAACAACGAAAGGAUCUGCCUUGACGGAAGACACGUCGGACAUGAAGUUGUGCUGAUAAAAAACUUAGUCAGGGUUUGUGGUAGUGGUGGGACACUUUGCACAGCUCCUUUGGUUCAGAACAAGUCGUACUUUGAAGUCAAAGUUCAGCAAGGAGGAGUCUGGGGAGUUGGAGUGGCGACGAGGUCGGCUGACUUGAACAAACCACCAGGUGGUCUAGACAGUGAAUCAUGGGUGUUUUGCAGUGACGGUAACAUCAGGCACAAUGGCACCAUUGUCCACCAGAUAGCUGAUAAACCGAUGGAGGGUGAUAUAAUUGGUGUCACUUAUGACCACAUUGAUCUGAACUUUUUUGUGAACGGAAAACCUUUAGAAAAACCCGUCAGUGGCAUCAGAGGAACAGUUUACCCUACUCUUUUCGUGGAUCAAGGCGCUGUUCUGGAUUUUAUUCCGGAAGACUUCCUCGAGACGCAGCCCAAUGGAUUCGAGCCAAUUAUGAUCGAAAAGUCCCUCCUGUAAUUGUUUUACUUUCAUAUUUGGUGUAUAUAAGAUGAACACUAUUGCUGUUUAAGUUCAUUUAAAUUUGUGUAAAUGGACUUAAUUUGGAUAAAAAUCUUAAACUGUGACCAUUCCACACUGAAUCACUUUUUUGACUGAUUGGAUCUUGAUUCCUCCCCACUUAAUGAAUCACUUUACGUUGUACUUAUUUUAGUUUUCACCUCUGAGAUUUUAAUUUUAUUUAUUUUUUUUAAGUUUUAUAUUUUUUUAUGGUUUAUCAUGAUUUAUAUAUUUAUUAAUAAAUGUUUGUGUAUAGAUAAAUGUGAAAUUCCAUCAAAUGGUAUGGUUUAAAAAACAACAAAAACCUAUAUAUUAUAUCACAAAUAAAGUACAAUAAUGAAUGA